AUGUCGGAGACAAAUAUCGAGUGGAAAACUCAUGUUCAAGAUGAAAGAUUUUUCUUUAUUCAACCGUCUUUACCGAUAAAUAUUUGGAAAUCAUUCCAAAGGACAAACAUUCGUUCUAUUUGUGCUUACGAGUCUUCAACACAUUAUUUAUCGAUAGAAAUUGUUAAAUGUUGCCAACGGCGCGGCCGGUUCGAGACUGGUGGUGGUCAUGUAGAUCUGAGGUUUUCAGAAGUUUAG
Molecule: messenger RNA, 237 nt
Organism: Clunio marinus
Lineage: Eukaryota; Metazoa; Arthropoda; Insecta; Diptera; Chironomidae
Source: the annotation of a GenBank genome assembly